This is a messenger RNA of Fundulus heteroclitus (mummichog), 1100 nucleotides long. RefSeq names its product MAPK regulated corepressor interacting protein 2. The transcript has 5 exons. Bases 394 to 828 code for a protein of 144 amino acids. NCBI's taxonomy places the organism in Eukaryota, Metazoa, Chordata, Actinopteri, Cyprinodontiformes, Fundulidae. The record is from RefSeq and is a predicted model, not a curated record.
GGGGACGUCGGCAAGACGCGUCCAGAGUCCCGUGAAUGACUGCCGCUGCCCGUCGUUGUGUGACAUUGUGACCGGGCAAAACUCAUCGGAACCAGAACCGAAACGGCUCGGAUACGCGUCUGGAAACGCUGGGAAGGACGGGACGCAGGAACCGGGAGAUGCGUCACAGCGGCCGGUGGGUUUUACGCACAGAGAAUCUGCGAGGCGCACCGCUCACUUUCAUGAGGGUUACAAAACAGUUUGGCCGCUCUGCCGUCAGCGUGUGAAAUCCAGCCUGCCUGCCUGCCUGACCUACAUGCAACGAGUUUCCUCAGCCCUGCGAUAGACGCGUCUGACCUUAAGGCGUAAGAGAACCAGAAAGACUCUUAGCGAGCAGGUGGAUCUCCUCCCCGCAUGAUGUACACAAUCACAAGAGGUCCCAGCAAGCUGGUCACGCAGAGACGGACAGGCCCCACGCAGCAGCUGGAGAGCAAAAUAAACGACUUCAAGCACAAACAGACGUCCUGGAACAUGCCAGACCUUCCCGCACCCAAGAUAGUUUUCAGCCGCCUGAACGGGAAGAAGCACCAUCCGCCCGCGCAGACGCUCCCCGCGGACAGCAGGCCUGAAGAGGCCUUCUCCCCCGAGCAUGAGGAAAAUGUGAAGUUUGUCUCUGGGGCCUGGCAGGAGGUGGUUCGGCACGAGGAAGGUCAAGGACUGAAACAUUGCCAGGCAGCAGUUUACUACAAAGAAACUUCUCCUGGGCCGAACAUGGACAGCUUCGUGCCCAUAGAUCUGGAUGAAUGGUGGGCCCAGCGCUUCUUGGCUAACAUCGACAAGAUGUCUUGACGAUGUCGGCGGACUGGAUCAGAUGCUCUCGGCCAGUCAGGAGGUGAGAACUGAGGAACGGCUCACCAGGGGGGAGAGGAAGCCGGCUCUGUGGAGCGUAAUGGAUCAGAACCGCCUCGGCGUGGUUAAAGUGGACUGACGGCGCUGGGACGCCGAGCCCAAAGCUGCUGGGAACUACUUCGCUGUGUCUGGCAGACUGAAUGCAGGAUGAGGCGUUGUUGGUGGUCACAGCAGAGACGGUUUGAAUGCAGUAAAGUUGUUUUUUUCCAAGA